Lindgomyces ingoldianus is the source of this 865-nucleotide messenger RNA. Its product is annotated as riboflavin kinase. Gene Ontology annotation, molecular function: riboflavin kinase activity. The transcript has 3 exons. Gene Ontology annotation, biological process: FMN biosynthetic process; riboflavin biosynthetic process. NCBI's taxonomy places the organism in Eukaryota, Fungi, Ascomycota, Dothideomycetes, Pleosporales, Lindgomycetaceae. Gene Ontology annotation, cellular component: mitochondrion. The record is from RefSeq and is a predicted model, not a curated record. Bases 1 to 696 code for a protein of 231 amino acids.
AUGGCCCGCCCCAAUGGACCCCGCGAUCCAAUUGCCGGCCCUGAUACCCCGCAAUCACCGUUUCCGCUUAAGUUACGAGGGCCAGUCAUUAAAGGUUUUGGAAGAGGAAGCAAAGAGCUCGGCAUUCCAACUGCCAACAUACCCAUCACGGGUCUUAACAUAGGUGGCCAUGAAAACCUCUCCUCUGGGAUCUACUACGGCUUCGCCUCGCUUGACAAAUCCACUAUUACGCAGAACACGUCCGCUUCAACCGACACUUCACUUCCCACACGCUCCUCCAACCAUGCAGUCGCAGACCUCGAACCCCCUUCCUCUACCCCCUCCAGUGCCGCUCCAUCCCGGCCUCUAACCCCCUCCCAGGACGCGGUCCAAAAGCCCCCGAGAGUCUACCCAACCGUGUUAAGCAUAGGCUACAAUCCCUACUACAAAAACACGCACAGAUCCAUAGAAAUACACCUCUUGCAUACCUUCAGCGCCGACUUCUACGGCGCCACACUCUCGCUGGUAAUCCUCGGCUUCAUUAGACCGGAAUACGACUAUGUGAGUAAAGACGCAUUAGUCGAGGACAUUCGACAGGACAUCCGGGUUGCUCGGCGAAGUUUAGAAAGGCCUGCGUAUGAAACAUGGAGGGAGGAUACGUGGUUAUUAGGCGGUGAAGCCGGGGGGGCUGUUGGCGCGAAGGAAGCUGAAGGUUGAGGCGGAGGGCGGCACAAUCCGACGGUCGGGAGAAUUCGGAAGGAGCUGAACGACGAGGCUGAGGCACACCCCCCAAUAGCCAUGAUCACAAACACAAUGUUGGAACGCACAUACGAUCUCCCUUGAGUGUCACCUUCCACGUGAAACGCAAGAUGGGUAGACUUAACAU